Phytophthora nicotianae INRA-310 is the source of this 2823-nucleotide messenger RNA. RefSeq lists its product as hypothetical. Gene Ontology annotation, molecular function: oxidoreductase activity. Lineage: Eukaryota; Oomycota; Peronosporomycetes; Peronosporales; Peronosporaceae. Bases 116 to 871 code for a protein of 251 amino acids. The record is from RefSeq and is a predicted model, not a curated record. The transcript is spliced from 2 exons.
CAGAAGUCAGUGGGGAGAAUACGCCCCCGCCACCGAACUACCAUCAUUCCCUCGCGCCCCAGCCACUCGUACGUCACUCCAGCUCACUUCCAGUUUCACUCCCUGUAUCACAAGUAUGCCCGAGACCUCUACCACUUUGGCCGCUGUGUCCACCGCCGCGAGCGUAGGUCUCGCGCUCUACGUGCUCAAGUUGCGUGCGGAUAUUGCCGCCUCUGCCAAUGGCAAGAAGACAGUCAAGACCGUGACCAAGACGACGGCGCGCAAUGCCAACGGCGACAAACUCUGGACCGCCGAGGAGCUCAUCGCCGAGCGCCGCAGCAUCUUCCCGCCUGACUACGACAGCACCAAGAAGGUGCCUCGCGAGGUGCUGGAUAAGAUGCUGGCCGCUGCAAAUUGGGCCCCUACACACGGCAAGACGGAGCCCUGGCGCUUUGUGGUGUUCGAGGCGCCCGAGAAGCGACUGGAAGUCGGCCAACUCAUGGCCGAUUGGUACAAGACCAACGUGCCGGCUGACAAGUUCAUGGAGUCUAAAUACAAGAAGAUGAUCUUCAACUGCACGGCCUCGUCGCACGUCAUCGCAAUCUGCAUGAAGCGCCAGAAGAGCGGCAAGAUCCCCGAAUGGGAAGAAAUGUGUGCUGUUGCUUGCGCCGUGCAGAACAUGCAUCUGGUGGCCACAGCACACAACGUCGCGGCGUACUGGAGCUCGGGUCCGCCUAUUACUUUGGCGCAGGAGAUGAAGGACCACCUGAAGCUGGAGGAGGCCGACAAGUGCCUCGGUCUUUUCUACGUUGGUGUGCCGAAAGAAGACGCCAAGAUCCCUAAGGUCGCUCGCAAGCCUAUUGAGAACAAGAUCACGUGGGUAUCGGCGUAGUUAAAAACUCAAUAGAAUAUGAAAAGCUUUUGGGUCAAUUUACUACCUACGAAGACUUCAACAUGCAAAUGACAUCAAUUACAGCGAGCGCAGACGCUUUCUGAAUCUGCAUGGACUUGGUGCGUACGACCACGGAGCCACAGUGCCCGGAGCAUAAGUUUCUGGUGCUGCCGUGAACCAAACCGGGGACGGAGUUACAACCACGGGAGCUGUUGUUAUCGGAGCCGCUGUGGGUGGUACAAAAGUUGGAGCUAACGUCGGCGCUGACGUCGGUGCUGAGGUUGGUGCUGAAGUUGGUGGUGAGGUUGGUGCCGAGGCUGGUGGUGAGGUUGGUGCCGAGGUUGGUGCUGAGGUUGGUGCCGAUGUCGAAGGUGUCGACGUCACAGUGACCGUGCCCGAGGUCUCACCGAUCUUCGGCAUCCCCAGCUCUUUGACGAAGUAUCCUUGGUCCCAUAGCAGCUUGAAACCAUCGUAGAAGAACGAGCCUGCCGCUUGGCCACCCCAGCAGUAGCCGUCGCUCUCUCCAGGAGGCUUGAUCCACAUAAAGUAGUCAAGAUUAGAGUAUCCCGUGCUCGACGUAGGCGGCUUGCCAAUGCCAGCAGUGGGGAUGUUGCACCAAUCAGUCGUGGGAGAACCAUUGUAGUUGCGACUGGUAUCGACAAUACAAGACAUUGCAGUGGAUCCCAUGGCAUUUUGAAAGUUGGUACAGUAUCGAGCACACUCGUCGUUCGAGCGGUAGUUGGACGUGUUAAUAGUGACCCCCUUAACGCGUCCGGAACUCCCGAUAUCUUUCAUAGCAGUGGCCACCUUAGCAGCGCUAUCGGUAUACGCUAGCAUCCAAUAUCCGACAUCCAGGUAAAGCUCUGCGUUGGGGUUCAUGGACAGCGCCUCAACUGCGACCUUGAGAUUCUCGAGGUAUCCCGCGGAUGCACCACAUCCGUUAUCUUGAGUCAGGAGGCCCACCGCAUCAGGUUCGACGACGUAAAGCACCUUGCGAUCACCGAUGGUAUCCGUGAGCUGCUUCAAGAAGGUUUGGUAGCUGUUCGUGUCUGUCACGCUUCCGAAGGUGGAGAAUCCGCCCGCGCAGUCUUUUUGAGGGAUACCAUACACCACAAUACUGAGACGACUGCUCUCUGGACAUUGAUUUAGCAUACGAGAGAGCAAACCAGCUCGCUCUUCAGUUGACGACCGAUCCGUGAACCAUGAAGCGAUGGCGUAGUUCUCGAGUGUCCCCAGAGCUGUCGAUAGCUCUGGAUAAGUCGACUUGGCCACGGUGUAGGUGUACGGGACGACGGAGCAUAGCUCCUCCGCACCAACGAAAGAUAGAGCGAGCGCAACGCAAGACACAACGGCAGUCACCAGACGAACGUUGCCGAGCAUCGUGCGAAACUUCAGACGCCGAAAGCUUGCCGAAGUUGAGUUGUAGUUGGUAAAUAGUAGAAUGAAGCGUUGCUGUGUGCGAGACCGCAAGAUACCCAGCAGUUUGGUCGAACCAGAAGGCGAUAACGUGCGAAACAAUCGUUGGAUCCGCCAUCGCGAGUACAGUGGCCGUUUCUAGUAGAGCACAACUAAGCUCUCUCUGUCAGAUACUCGAUUUUUCACCAGGACACAUCGCAAAAUCCACUGCUUUACUCUGAAUACAACGCGAUUGAGAAGGGCUUCUCGUUGUUCGAGCAUAUUCGCUGGAACUAUUGUUGAAUGCGAUUAAGACACGAAACAUGCGAUGGUGUGCUUGGAUUCUGGUGAGACCAGACUGCUACUUGGAUUUGUUGGCGAAACUAGUACCGACAUGAAACCGAGGAAGACUCAACCGGGCUCGCAGCAGCUUCGUCGAACAAGCCAACCACCGCGCCGAAGUCACAUGGUCCUAGACGCACGAAGAUGGCGCUUGCUCAGCAAAUUAUUUGUUCACAAGUUGGGAGCAGAUCUGAUUCCAACUUCAACAUGUCUAG